Molecule: messenger RNA, 2622 nt
Organism: Linepithema humile (Argentine ant)
Lineage: Eukaryota; Metazoa; Arthropoda; Insecta; Hymenoptera; Formicidae
Gene: Bacc
Product: Bacchus
Source: RefSeq, a predicted model, not a curated record
GCCGGGAUCGGGUAGUAGUUCGCUUUGCGCUAUUCGCGCCACAGUCAUCGGCACACGCUCCACUCCUGACUGGUUCGAACUCCUCCGCCUCUCACCAUCCCCCUCUCUCUCGCACGCAUACUCUCUCUCUCGCUCCCUUGUCUCCCCCCUCCUCUCCAUCGGUGUCUCCCUCUCCCUUCGCGGGUCUUCGCCUGACGACGCGGUUCUCUCGGGCAUUCCGGCGGAAACCGACGUCGCGAAAGGACACGUAUUCCGUAGUCUCGUUACGCGUACACGCCGCAGUCGCCGCCAACGCCGCCGCCGCCGCCGCCGCCGUCGCCGCCGCCGCCGCCGCCGCUCUCAUUCGUACUCCGAGUUCGGUACGAGUCGCGAAGCCGGGCUAUCUUCUGGAUUAUCGACGCACAUUACACAUCGUCGCUGUCCAACGAUUCAACCCACAACCAUGAGCACUAAGGAGAAUAACGAGGUCGCCGUGGAGAAGGUGACGGAAAACGAUAAGGCGUCCGCAGACGCGAAAUGCGACAUAAAAGGCAUCAAGAGGCCAGCCGAGGAGAAGAAUGAAGAGUCGAAGAAACAGAAAAAGGAAGAGAACGGAGAUGGAGAAGUAGAAGAAGAGGAAUUAGAAGAAGAAAUCGAAGAGGAGGAGGAAGUAGACGGCGAUGGGGAAGAAGAUGACGACGAUGACGACAUACCAGAAGGAGAAGAAGAUUUAGAAGAAGGCGAAGAUGAGGAAGAUGAUGAUGCGGAAGGUGAAGUGGAAGGAGAAGUAGAAGACGAAGAAGAGGACGCAUAAUGAAAAAAAUAUAUAAUUAUAAAGGGAGAAGUUUAGGGGCACGUAACAUCAUCGUCGAUUUUCGGCAAACUCAGCGAACUUACUCUCAUAUUGAGUGGUUGGUAAUAAUGUUGAUAUAUCCAUCGUGCCCAAUCCGCGUUAUUGGAUCCUCUCUCUUCCGACCUACGAUUAAAAAUUACCACCUCACCGGAAUUGUGGUGGGCUGACACGCAUUAGAUGCGGACGCAAUUCUCUACUUGUCUUGGCUCUUCGCAAUUCUGGUCCUCUAGCCGUCACCAAAUGCUAUUAGGUAGUUUGAAUGAUAACUAUAUAUUCGUCCUGCGGACUCGUUGGGUUUUAAUCCUAUUUGCUAUCUAGAUUCUUAUUUCGAUCGUUCAUUCGCACGGUUCCCAAGACGAAUCUAUCGUUUUAUCCGAACCACCUACUAACUGGUAUUUGCCGUCAUUUGGCUUUCUUCGUCGGGACAAUUUUAUAACGAAAACUUAUUUAAGAUAUAAAAAAAAACUAUUAUAUUUAAAUAGUGUAAAAUGGACAUUUAAAGGUGAUUUUUUUACAUUUGAAAUCAAAUUUACGUUUGUAGUUCGACGAAUGUCUCUCACCUUGUGCGUGUGAUAUUGAGUUCUUCUUCUCGAAUCGAAAUGUGUAAUUGCAGUGUCUUCACAGGAGCGCGAGGCUAUCAAGCAGAAUUAAGCGAAUUCAUACGUAAACAUACGGCAAAUGAAUCAAGUAAAUAGGCAUGAAUGGACAUCUCUCGGCAUUCAAUGUAUACUAAAAACGCGAAAAUCCUUAAAAUAGACGUAAAUACCGCUUCGUGCUCCUGGUUUUGGUAUAGAGACAGGAAUUAAGAUUAAUGCAACGCUCGCGUCAGGUAGUGUGGAUGAGAUAUAUGUGACUUUAAUAUUGCAUAAUAAUUAUACAUAGUAUGUAUAAAGUUAUGGGAUAAGAAACAUUUUAUUAUUAACGAUAAUAUUAUGUAAACGUAAUAUAAUGCGGAGAGAGGUUGUUACACUUUAGGCUUUUGGGCAUAGAUAAGGGAGAGCAUCGAACAGUCAACUUGUCAAGUGUAAGGGCCCCAUUACUCUUUUCGACUUAUUUCGACCGAUUAUAUCAUCUUUUGUAGAGGAUAAGAGUUCAAUUAUACAUAGGUAAAUAUGUAUUUAUAACUCCAGAACUGCCGUACAUGACGCGAAAUUACAGAAAGCAGAAUCCAAUACUAUAUAUUGUGACAUUUAAGUAAUAAGUACUCUCCCUAUUCGAAUGUUCUUAUUUGAUCGUAACUUUUGAGCGUUACUUUUAUGUAUCGUGACUUUAUCUUCACUUCAUUGUGGACUCAUAGCAAUGAUUCAUCGACUGUCGCAAAAUGAAUCGGGGCAAUAUUUAUUUAUUGUAGGUUUUUCCUAUAAUGUACAUUUUUUUUUUCUUUUUCAUAUAUACAUCUACGGUAUAUAUGUUUAAUAAUUGGAAUAUUAAUUAUCAUGCAUUCAUCAGAUUUAUCAAAGCAUCUGAGAAUUUUUAAUAAUUUUCUAUAAUGUUGACGUUAAUUUUCUAUAACGAUGACGUGUCACUGAACACUUGAACGAUUAAAUUAGGAAAUUUGGCUCUUUGUGUUGGAGUCUGUGAAUCAUUGCGAUUGGCAUGUCCAUAUCGCUACUUAUUUUCGGGAGACUGUUAGAUAAAAGGGUGAAGAGACAUUGCGGUUAUACCAUUGUACCAUAGCAGCAUAAUAAUUAAAUAAAGAUAACGAUAAUUUGAAUGCGAGAAGAUGUCCCACGUUUUAAUGUACAAAUAUUUUCGAAUGAGAUAGUUAAAUAAAACGCAGUUAGAUCAGA